AUGGAUGGUUCAGAAAAUGUUCCAACUUAUAAUCAAAACGAAAAUUUCACGCCUGCUUCACAAGCUCCUUCGCUUUUGACAAGAGAUCAAGAGCAUAGGAUCAUGGUAUCUGCUUUGCGGCAAGUGAUAUCCAGCCCCGGAGGUGGCACGUCAUCAUCAAACUGGAUCGCUAGCGAAACUCUUCCGCCUCCAAACGCCGAACCUUGUCCUCUCUGCAACAGAACUGGUUGCUACGGUUGCGCAUUCCCACGGCACGAAGAGGUAAAGAAAGAGAAGAAGCACAAAGGAGUGAGGAAGAAACCAUCAGGUAAAUGGUCGGCGGGGAUAUGGGAUCCAAGUAUUAAAGCAAGGAGGUGGCUAGGAACGUUCCCGACCUAUGAGAUGGCGGUGCAGGUUUACGAGGAGGCGGCAACUGAGUUAUCGGCAAAAGAUCAGUGA
Microthlaspi erraticum is the source of this 438-nucleotide messenger RNA. NCBI's taxonomy places the organism in Eukaryota, Viridiplantae, Streptophyta, Magnoliopsida, Brassicales, Brassicaceae. The record is from the annotation of a GenBank genome assembly.